GACGACAAGCCACGCCUCACAGAAGAGGAGAAGAAGCAGAACCACAUCGCAUCAGAGCAGAAGCGCCGCCAGGCCAUACGAGAGGGCUUCGACAGGCUCACUGAGCUCGUGCCUGGUCUGCAGGGCCAGGGUCGCUCAGAGGGCCUCGUGCUUAAGAGGACGGUGGACUACAUGCGCGAGCAGCUCGUGCAGAGGCAGGCCUUGAUUGAGCGAGUCGAGCAGGCAGGCGGAGAUGUCGAUUCCAAGUUCAAAAAGUGA
This is a messenger RNA of Trichoderma atroviride IMI 206040, 258 nucleotides long. RefSeq lists its product as uncharacterized. The record is from RefSeq and is a predicted model, not a curated record. Lineage: Eukaryota; Fungi; Ascomycota; Sordariomycetes; Hypocreales; Hypocreaceae. Gene Ontology annotation, molecular function: protein dimerization activity; RNA polymerase II cis-regulatory region sequence-specific DNA binding; DNA-binding transcription factor activity, RNA polymerase II-specific. Gene Ontology annotation, biological process: regulation of transcription by RNA polymerase II.